AUGGAGGCUGGACCUGUUGAGAACGUAUCACUUAAGGAUGGUUAUGGGUUCGUUACAUACGAGGAUGAAGAAUCGGUCUUGUAUGCAUGCUCGUUGUUUGAGGGAAUUCGGCUCUACAAUUAUGAGUUGAGAAUUAAACCUCGACAAGGAUCAAAGUACGAGAAUCACCCCAUUAAAUCGUAUCCCCCAUAUACCUGCGUUCUAAGCUGCUCCCCGGAUUGGCCCUGUGAAUUCCGUGAAUAUAGCCAUCUUUCUGACUACCACUGCCAAAAUAGUCUUCUAGAUCUCCACUCCGUCGUACCCAUUACAAUAGUAGGCGGGAAGUUCAUGAGAUUCCAAGGAAUGUGCGGCGUCCUUGCUAUUACUAAAAUAAAGUUUCUUUUCUCUUGUCCACAUCCGUUAUUUUUUCUACUUUACCGUGCAUUUAAUGCUGCUUUAUUUGUUUUCUCUAUAUUUUCCUCAUUAGGGGACAUGAACUCUGGCAUUGGACAUGUACAGAAUAUAUUUAUCGUAACGUCUGGCAAGGGGGGAGUCGGGAAGUCGACAAUAGCUUGUCGAUUAGCAAUAGGACUGGCUAAACGAAACCUUAGGGUUGGACUUUUGGACUUGGACCUAUGUGGACCCUCCGUUCCCAGAAUCAUGGGGCUCUGUGAUGCAAAUGUUCAGCAAUGUUCCGAGGGAUGGCUACCUGUAGUGGCAGAUAAGGUGGCAAAGAAUAUAUUUGUCAUGUCUAUUGCUUUCCUGGUUUCUGAUAAAGACUCUGCAGUCGCAUGGCGCGGCCCACGAAAAAAUGCCAUGAUUGACCAGUUCCUUUCGAAGGUUUGUUGGGGUCAGUUGGACGUAUUAGUGAUCGAUACGCCUCCUGGCACAUCGGACGAACACAUUUCCGUGGUGGAGAAAAUUAGGAUGUAUGCGAGUGAUCGUCUGCGAGGUGCUAUAAUUGUCAGCACACCUCAGCGAGUGGCACUCUGCGAUAUUCGAAGGCAACUGACAUUUUGCAGUAAAAUUGGCCUUCUUGUGGUUGGGCUAAUUGAAAACAUGAGCGGAUUUGAAUGCCUCAACUGCAAGGAGUCAUUCAAUCUCUUUGCAUCUGGCGGUGUUGAGGCCCUAGCAAACGAAAAAGGUGUCGACUUUCUUGGUAAGUUCUUCGUGUCUAUUUUGGUGACUGUCGCACUCGUAGGGGCACGGUUGAAAAACAUGUUUCCGUUCAUUUACACUCUUCUAGGAAGUCUUACUGUCGCCAAACCCGCUGACUCAUUUUUAGGUCGUCUUCCUCUUGAUUGUCAAAUUACGCGAAUCUCCGAUCAGUCGGCCACAUUUGCGGAGAAAUCACAGCUGGCUCUGCCUGUAGACUCUCCAAUUAUGGUUCACAUUUUGGGCAGAUACUUUGGAGCUGAGAGGCUGACAUCUUAA
Hydatigera taeniaeformis is the source of this 1413-nucleotide messenger RNA. NCBI's taxonomy places the organism in Eukaryota, Metazoa, Platyhelminthes, Cestoda, Cyclophyllidea, Taeniidae. The record is from the annotation of a GenBank genome assembly.